Messenger RNA from Megalops cyprinoides (Indo-Pacific tarpon), 1097 nucleotides. RefSeq names its product muellerian-inhibiting factor-like. The transcript is spliced from 3 exons. Gene Ontology annotation, molecular function: growth factor activity. Lineage: Eukaryota; Metazoa; Chordata; Actinopteri; Elopiformes; Megalopidae. Gene Ontology annotation, biological process: gonad development. The record is from RefSeq and is a predicted model, not a curated record. Bases 57 to 1019 code for a protein of 320 amino acids.
UAGCUCGUCCACUUCUUGCAGGGUCAAAAAAUCUUUCUGAGCUGCAGAGGCUCCUUAUGGGAGAGGAAGGAGCCCCCAAUGGCACUCUGGGCCCUGUACUUCUGUUCAGAAUGGACAAAGCUCCAAACAGCCCUGAUAGCAGAUUGACACCAGAAAGGAGUCUUUCCACAGCUGUCCUGGCACCCUCCAGAACCUUCCUUUUCCUGUGUGACCUGCAAAAAUUCCUGAGUGAAGUUCUCCCUGGAGAGAAGCUGGAGUCUCUCCCAGUACAGACUGCCCCUGUCUCUCUGGAUACUCUGCAGUCUCUGCCCCCUUUGACCCUGGGCGACUCCGCCAGUGAGCCCCUCCUCCUGGGGUUACUCAACUCCUCAGCCCCCACCCUCUUCUCCUUCCCCCGCCAGCUCUCUGAGCUCCAGGAGCACCGGGUGGAGCUGGCCCUACAGCCCCCCCUGCUGGCAAUGCUGAGACUGCGACUGGAGGAGGCUGUAGCCCAAAUGGUCAGAGAAAGCGUGGGGGGGCGUGACAUUAUGGACCGGCUACUCAGGCUGCAGGAGCUCAGUGUGCUGCCCAGAGAGGGUGAAGACCCACCAGCAGGUACCCAAGGGAACCCAAGAGAGGCUCAGUAUCGGGCUCUGCUGCUGCUCAAGGCCUUGCAGACAGUGCUGGGGGCCUGGGAGGAAGAGAGGGGACAGCGGGCGGCCCGGGGAGGUCAGGAGGGCCCAGGAAAGGGAAACGUGUGUCAGCUACACAGUCUCACCGUGUCACUGAAGAAAUACGUAUUGAAUCCUCCCACAACCAACAUCAAGAACUGCCAGGGUGCCUGCAGCUUCCCUUUGACCAAUACCAACAACCAUGUGAUCCUGCUGAACAGCCACUGGGAGAGCGGCUUCCCCCUGGAGCGCCCGCCCUGCUGUGUGCCCGUCGACUAUGAGGACUUGCAAGUGGCAGAGUUGGACGGCGCGGGCACCAAAAUCUCCAUCAAGCCCAACGUAGUGGCUAAGGCAUGUGGCUGCCGCUGAGGCACGUGGCACAAAAGCUGAACUCCCAUAUCCACAUAUUAGCCAUUGUAUUGCAUACACACAUACAGACUUGCUUGA